UAUUAAUAAUUUUUAACGAGAAGCAAUAAAUUACUGCACAACAAUUUUGAACUAAAAAUGUUUAUAACAAAUUGAUAAGAUAAACUUGAAACGAAAAUGAGACAACAAACCAAAAGCAACAAGUAAAUGAGAAAUCAAAAGAAAAAAAACAAUAAAAAUAUUUAAACAAAUUGUUAUUAUACAGCACCAUGAGCGGUACUUUCCCCUUGCCCUAAAAAGAAAAUAACAAAGUCUAACGAAAAGGGUAAUAAAACAGAAAAGAUAAAAAACAAAUGUACGAAAAACAAAACAGAUAUUUUUGGGAAUACAUUAACGUAGCUGUCGGCUGAGGACAGAGAGACGUAUUGUAGUCGAAUUUGUGGAAUUGUAGAUAAACAAUGCGUGAGUCAUUUAAAUGUGUAUAAGGCGUUAAAAACAUCUACUAUUUGUUGUGGCUCUAGACGAAUUUUUAAAGCAUUCCAUAACAGUCCGUGGUCAAGCAAAGUCGUUUUUUAACUUAAAAAAGUAAAAUAUACAAAAUCAAUUCAAAAUGUUCGAUUUUAAUUUAGAAUUCGCUCGCGGUGGUGCUAAAUUUACCGUAGAACUUUUCAAAAAGUUAUCGGCCGGUGGUGUUAAAGAAAAUAUUGUGUUCUCUCCAUUUUCCAUACAGACUUGCUUGGCUUUGGCCUUUGCCGGAGCUGAAGGAGAAACUGCCGAUGAAAUUGCCAAUGCCAUGAGAUUUGUUUCCAACUUCCCUCCUGAAGUGGCCGAGACUUUUCAAUUCGUUUUGGAAAAGUACAAGGACAGUGAUCUUUUGAAAAUCGCCAACAAAGUUUAUGUGCAAGAGGGUAAAAGCCUCAAGGCCGACUAUGCUACCGCCACCAAAGAACAAUAUCAUGCCGAGGCAGAAGAAAUCAAUUUCGGUGAAUGUGAGGCUGCUGCUGAAGCUAUUAAUUCCUGGGUAGAAGAUAAGACAAAUGGUAAAAUUACCAAUCUUGUAACACCCGGCAAUUUUAAUGCUCUCACCCGUUUGGUGCUCUUGAAUGCUUUGCACUUUAAGGGUGACUGGGAAAAGAAAUUCGAUGAAUCUCAUACCCAGGAAGAUGACUUCUGGAUUGCCGAAGAACAAUCGGUUAAAGUAAACUAUAUGAAUCAAAAGGCCAAAUUUGGUUAUGGUUAUUUUGAAGAAUUGAAUUGUCAAGCAUUGGAAAUGCCCUAUAAAGAUUCAGAUUUAAGCAUGUUUGUGUUGUUGCCCAACGAACGUGAAGGUUUAAAAGAUUUGGCUGAAAAACUACAAGAUAUCAAUUUGGUCGAUUUGGCUGAUAAAAUGAAUACCGAAGAGGUCGUAGUGAAAUUCCCCAAAUUCAAGGUUGACUACAGUGUGGAGUUGUGUAAUGUUUUGAAAGAGUUGGGUAUUACAAAAGCUUUUGGAGGUGAAGCUAAUUUUAGCAAUAUCUUAGAAUCUCCUGAAGAUCUUUAUGUAUCAAAUGUUUUCCACAAAGCUUGUAUUGAAGUCAAUGAGGAGGGUUGUGAGGCUGCUGCAGCUACUAGUAUGAUUAUGAUGACACGAAUGAUGAUGAUGCCUUUGCAAUUCCAAGCUGAUCGUCCUUUCUUGUAUAUGAUUUGGAAUAAGAAGAAUAUAUUGUUUGCUGGUGCCUUUGUUAAUGCUCCCCAAUAGAAUGUGGAGGGUGAAUUGUUAGUUUAUGCAUUUCCAGUAGUGGUGUCACAACAUGACAAGAUUUUUCAAUGUAGUAUUAUAUUAUUCAGAAAUAUUCCUUUAAGACUAUUUUCAUAAUAUUUUAAAUUAUUUAACGUUUUUUUUAAUUUUUUACCUUAUUACUGUUAAUUAUUUAAUAAAAAAUAAAAAUUUCAAAUUAAUAUCAUAAUAAAUUAUGAUAACAA
Molecule: messenger RNA, 1881 nt
Organism: Lucilia cuprina (Australian sheep blowfly)
Lineage: Eukaryota; Metazoa; Arthropoda; Insecta; Diptera; Calliphoridae
Product: serine protease inhibitor 42Dd
Exons: 2
Coding region: 530-1657 (375 amino acids)
Molecular function (GO): serine-type endopeptidase inhibitor activity
Source: RefSeq, a predicted model, not a curated record